This is a messenger RNA of Striga hermonthica, 744 nucleotides long. The record is from the annotation of a GenBank genome assembly. Lineage: Eukaryota; Viridiplantae; Streptophyta; Magnoliopsida; Lamiales; Orobanchaceae.
AUGCGCAGAGUCCCUUCUUCAGUAACUAAGGUCCCAUUACUUCCAACUACUACUAUGAAGCAAGUGGAAUUAAGCAUCACUGAUGAAGUUGAACCACUCCAGAACAAAGACAUGGAGUUGGAACUGGCCAUUCAAGUAUCUCCAACCCCCAUCAACCUUGAUGUCUCUACUCCCCAUCCCACAAUGCUUCCUCCAGCUUCUAAAUUAAAGACUUGGAAAAGAGCUUUGAGCAGGGAAGAGAAGGUGACUAAUGCUGGUUUUAAUAUCUUUGCCGACCAGGAUGUUGUAGUUGUUGUCGUAGUUGAAGGUGAUCCUCAUCCUGGGGCGUGUAGAGGGCGCAUGUCAUUUUUAAGUUUUAACCCAUCCAUUGAUAAACUCAAUGAUGUGGCCUCUGACUCUGCUGCUACAAGUUCUGACAGACAAAACGAAGCAACAUCAAUAAGAGAAAAUGGGGCACUAAAGUAUAGAUCUGAAAAUGUGGAAUUGGAUGCAUUAAUCGGAGCUGGAAAUGGUGAUUAUAAGAGGAAGCAAGGAGCUGCCGCCGUCGAUGGCAUCUGCCCGGAAGGGACAGCGUCACCACCGCUUGCCGCCGCACGAGAAGGGCCGCCGUCUCUGCCUAUAUUUCUUCUUAUCCGCCAGUCUCUGCUGCUCGAAGCCAUCUCGGUGACGUUGUCGCAUCACCUGUACCGUCUGUGCAUCUCGUCGGCGCCGCCGAAAAAAAAAACCGAGUUCGACGAUGCCUAA